Diachasmimorpha longicaudata is the source of this 3928-nucleotide messenger RNA. Its product is annotated as rap1 GTPase-activating protein 1-like. The transcript has 6 exons. Bases 1082 to 3445 code for a protein of 787 amino acids. Gene Ontology annotation, biological process: regulation of small GTPase mediated signal transduction; activation of GTPase activity. Gene Ontology annotation, cellular component: cytoplasm. Gene Ontology annotation, molecular function: GTPase activator activity; protein binding. Lineage: Eukaryota; Metazoa; Arthropoda; Insecta; Hymenoptera; Braconidae. The record is from RefSeq and is a predicted model, not a curated record.
AAAUAUCAAGACACUAACGAAUCCACUCCCAUUCCGAACAAUCAUUUGAUUGACUUUUUUACUAAAAAUUUAAAUAAUUUUCAUGGCUCCCUCCCUCCCUUGUAAUCCCUGAACACGUUCAGGGCUUCCAAGGUAUAAAAAAAGCUUUUACGAAUUAAUACACGUCAUUAUUAUAAUUUUUCUUUUCAAUUUUGACUGUUAAUUAGCUAAUCCAUUUGGAAUUGUGCCCCUAUUAUCUCAACUAUUUUCCAAUUUUCAAGCCAAUGUCAGUUGUUACAAAAUAUUCAGGGAGAUGAUGUCAAUAGCGUGAUAAUUCUUUUGCCUCCCUCCACCGCUGGAUUAUCUAAUUCGUGAGCCAUUGACUUUUUUUUUCAUAAAAGAAAAACCUGCAAUGACCAUGAAGAGAGCAAUGGCGCCGCAAACUUUUCCACAUUUGGGUGUUGGAAUUUGAAUGUAUGUGUGUUUCGGUAUAUAGUAACCGUCCAGGUGCGUAUGGAGUCGCGGCAAAUAUAGAAAAAGGUAGGGGGAGAGGGGCCGACAGUGAAUGUAUUCCCAAGAGCUAUAUGUAGCUUCAUCGAAACAACCAGUAAAAUUCGACGCCAGUUGCUCAUUCGUUUGCUUUCGCUGUUGAACUCUAUAGUGUUGUGUCAAAAAAACAUUCUCUUCAAGCUCCCAUUCUUCAUCUACAAUAACCAAAAGCUGGUGAAGCAGCAGAAGAAUAUCGUUUUUUUUACUGCUCCGUUUUCACUUGGGACCAAAAUAAGUUGAAUAUUCCGACGAUCUAGGAAUAUUUAAAUGGUUAUGAUUCUCGUGGUUGUUGAUCAGCCGUCGACAGGCUUUGCAGUUAAUUUAUAAUUGACCAUUUGUUUGUAUUAAUUACCCGUUGAAGCUAUGCGAAGACUCCUUAGGAUUUGAGUUGUCAUGUAGAAGUGCAUGUGAUGAGAGUUUUGGGAGAGUUUGACGAUAUUUUAGAUCAGUUAUUUAUUCUCAGUUUAUUAUUUACCCAUUGGAAAAGUAUUACAUGGAUGUGUCUCAUUACUUGAUAAUACAUUGUUAUUAUAAAAUCAACUCUGUGUAAGUGAUGAUGGGUGUAUUGAGAUGGAGAUACGAUCUUAGAUCGGAGGGCGGUCCACAACAGCAACAACAGCAAAGAGCUAACGGUCAUACUGGGGCACCCCCCAAACAUAUGACCCAAGUGAGAAAGACAUUGCGAGAUGAAACUCACAGUUCAACUGGGACGAUGCAAAUGCCAAUGCCAUUGUCCGCCACAACCCCAACGAGUGAUGAACCCCUGGGACGUGCCCUAAUGGAGGCGGUUAUCAAACAAGCGAACAAUGAUACUCAAAUGCAGCUGCCCCUUGUGGUAACGCCACCAGGUUACUGGUUAGAUGGGACUGAUCAUCGACAUGUUUUUGAUUUUACUGGCAGAGCUAUGCUGCCGACUCAGCCCGCCUGGCAGCCGAGGAUUGAUCAAGAUGAUACGGCCAAAUGUUAUCGCCGAUUCUUCGUUGGGCGGGAGCAUGUCAAUCUGAUUGGGAGAGACAAUGAAAAUGGGCCUGUGCUCCUGUCAGUCAAGGGAGAAACUGUUGCUGGACAAGAACAUUGGAGAAUACUUUUACGAUUACGAACCGGCUCAACACAUGAACUCGUAGCAACCACUGUUCUCGGUUCAAAUAUAUCACCUGCCAAAAUGAUCAAGGUAAUCAAUGAAUCUCUGAGUGUUACCACAUUGAUACCAGUUGUUUGUUCUGGAGCAGGAAGUCUAAUAGCGAGAUACGAUGAACAUGCUCUAGUUAGUAGAUUUAAAUUUGGCGUACUACAUCAACGAGCAGGACAGGUUACCGAAGAACAGCUAUUCGGUAAUCGACAAAUAACACCUGCUUUCCAAGAAUUUUUGGAUCUUCUGGGCCAAACAAUCGAUCUCAGAGAUCACAAAGGGUAUCGAGGUGGCCUUGAUACACAGUACGGCCAGACCGGUGAUUCAGCAGUUUAUGAAGUAUUUCGUGGUCGGGAAGUACUUUUUCACGUGGCAUCUCUUCUGCCGUACAGUUCUGGCGAUCCUCAACAGUUACAACGUAAACGUCACAUUGGAAACGAUAUUGUGGCAAUAAUAUUUCAAGAGGAACCAACUCCCUUCAGUCCAGACAUGAUCGCUAGUCAUUUCCUUCAUGCAUUCAUUGUUGUACAGGUCAUUGAUCCCUGUACAUCUAAUACUAGAUAUAAAGUGAGCAUUACUGCACGCGAUGAUGUACCCUGGUUUGGUCCUGCAUUACCAAUACCGUCAGUAUUUCCCAAGAGCGUUGAAUUUAAGGAAUUUUUACUCACUAAGCUCAUAAAUGCCGAAAAUGCGGCUUACAAAGCUGAAAAAUUUGCUAAACUUGAGUUGAGAACACGAUCUGCGCUGUUGGAGUCUCUCACUGAAGAGCUACAGUCCAAGACUAACGAUUUUUUGGGGACUACUAUUGGAUUAGGACCAAGUGGGGUACCGUGUCCGUUGAGUCCGUCAGCAAGUGAUACCUCGGGCUCGGGUAGCGGUGGGAGUGGGUCUAGAUUUAUUGAUACUGUGCGCAAGGCUCUCACUUCACGAGUGAAAAAUGCCUCGACAGAUUCUGUACCUCAACAGCUAACGAAAAAGAGUCAGUUCGAGACUGCCCCGUUAAAUAAUCGUCAAUCCACGUCAAAACCCCUAGGAAAGCUCUUCAUUGAGCUCGCAAGCCCUUCGGGAGCUUCAGAAUCAGUAUUGGUUUCGGAUUUUGAGCAGGAAAAUCAGAAGACACGUAAACAAGUAAAUAGUCUAUUAAAUACAAAUACAAAUAGUGAGGCCUCUAAGGAUCCUGUUCAAAGGGGAGAGGACGAAGAAGAUGAUGAAGAGGAAAGAUUAGAAGGGGAUGGGGAUGAUGAUGAUAAUGAUGAUGAUGCUGACGAUAACGAUGAUGAUGAGCGAAAAGUAGAAGCAGAUGAAUCAGCGAUCCAGGCGAAGCUUGUCAAAGAUUCUAGUAAAAUUAAUAGUAAAAAAUCACGGAUGACACAAGAGAACUGGAAAAAACGUACCGCAAAAGUAGAAAAAUCUUAUAACAGAACCUCUAGAGGUGUUUCAGAGAGUGAUGAUAGCUCCUUAAACAGUGAGUUGGAGCUGGAACAAAUUCUCUAUCCUGACAGUGAUACGGGACUCGAAUCAAUGAGUUCCGCAGAAACUCAUGAAGUCAGGUGUAAUAAAAAUGGUAUUAAUGAAACAGAGCAUUUAAAACAACAAGUUACUAGACUCAAGUGUGACAAACUGGAUUUGCUCAGGCAAAAUGUGACCUGUCAACGGGAUAUCAAACGAUUGCGUGAAAAAGAAUUACAAUUGCAAUCAGAUUUGACAGCAGCAUCGAAAGAGAUUUUACGACUUCGCACAAUGCUCAAAGAUUGCUCGCCCAGUGUAUCAUUGGAAAAAAAUAAUUGAUGAGUACGAUUAUCUGAGUAAUACACCUCUCUGAAAAUAUUGAAAUUUCCAGUAACAAAAGUAAACAACGUGCAGUAUUGUUAUUAUUCUUUCAUUCAAUUUUCGUACUUCCUAUGCCAUUUUUUCUCUAUCUAAAUUGUGCUCUGCAAAACGGCGAUUUUAUAGUUACAGCUCAAUAAUUUGGUCUUGAAUAUUUCGACUAGGAUAAUGCUUAAAAAAGUUUAUUUAGAAAAAUUGCAAAGGUUUUUUUAUCCGUACACUAUUAUUAUUUAGAUUAGUGUAUUUUAUCAUUUAUAACAUAUACCAAAGUUUAAUUUAAAAAACAUUUAUGUGGUUCUAUCAGUUCAUUUAUUGCUCCAUUCGGUUUUCAUUGAAAAACACGUUUCGAAGAGAAUGUUCACAACACAAAUUAUAAUAUAGAACAAUGUAAAUUUUGUAUGAGAAUACUAAUUUGAAAAAAUAAAAACGAAAAAUGUACAUAAA